Balaenoptera ricei (Rice's whale) is the source of this 3405-nucleotide messenger RNA. RefSeq names its product chromodomain helicase DNA binding protein 1 like (gene CHD1L). NCBI's taxonomy places the organism in Eukaryota, Metazoa, Chordata, Mammalia, Artiodactyla, Balaenopteridae. Gene Ontology annotation, molecular function: ATP binding; DNA helicase activity; ATP-dependent chromatin remodeler activity. Gene Ontology annotation, biological process: DNA repair; chromatin remodeling. The record is from RefSeq and is a predicted model, not a curated record. Gene Ontology annotation, cellular component: nucleus. Bases 483 to 3131 code for a protein of 882 amino acids. The transcript has 24 exons.
CGCCUCGAUGGUGGGCAGCCGCGCGCAGCCUCCAGUGCCAGGCGGGGGCGCCGGUUCCGCAAUCCGCCGCGUGCGGGGCUGGGACUGCUUCGCUGGCAAGACUGCGCCGAGAUCUUCGGUUGCUUGAGCCUCAGGGAUUGCCAUCUGGUGGGGACGGUCACCGAAGGACACGGGGUCCCCUCACGGGCUCUGGUGCUCUGCACCCGGUGGAGCGGCAUUGCUUUUUCCCCCGCCCCCUCACCUGGCCUCAGGUUCGCCAAACGUUUUCAUUUUGUAGCGUCUUUUCGACAGGCAUCCCGGAGAGAAUCUUCAAGAAAAGGAAAGGCAAAGCUAUAGCCUGUAGCAAAGAUAACAGCAUCAAUGUCAUCUUCCCUGGAGCCAUCCUCAAAUAUGGCCGCUGUCUCUGUGAAUUCCUUCACGUUUGAUUUCACCUUCACCAAGCCAGAAAUUAUACAAUUUGGCAGAAAGUCAUUUACCGUUGGAUGCUGACUCAGAGCUCUGUGAAUGACGAUAAAGAAGGAGAAAUCAAGAGAGAUCAUGAGAGGGAACGAUCAUUACCAUGGAUCCAUCUACGCCCUUAUCAGCUGGAGGGAGUCAACUGGCUAGCCCAACGCUUCCAUUGUCAGAAUGGCUGCAUACUGGGAGAUGAGAUGGGCUUGGGUAAGACCUGCCAGACUAUUGCUCUCUUCAUUUACUUGGCGGGAAGAUUAAACGAUGAAGGACCAUUUCUGAUUCUUUGUCCCUUGUCUGUUUUGAGCAACUGGAAAGAAGAGAUGGAGAGAUUUGCUCCAGGUCUUUCCUGUGUAACAUAUUCAGGUGACAAGGAGGAGAGAGCCCACCUACAGCAAGACCUAAGGCAGGAGUCACGUUUUCAUGUGCUGCUAACUACCUAUGAGGUUUGCUUGAAAGAUGCAUCGUUUCUAAAGUCCUUCCCUUGGAGUGUUCUUGUUGUGGAUGAAGCUCACAGGUUGAAAAACCAAAGCUCCUUGCUGCAUAAGACACUUUCAGAGUUUUCAGUCGUCUUCAAUCUCCUGUUGACCGGAACUCCCAUCCAGAACAGCCUUCGAGAGCUCUACUCUCUCCUCAGUUUUGUGGAGCCUGAUCUCUUUUCCAAGGAGCAGGUGGAAGAUUUCAUUCAGCGUUACCAGGAUAUUGAGAAAGAGUCUGAGUCAGCAAGUGAACUAUACAAACUCUUGCAGCCAUUUCUGCUGAGGCGAGUGAAAGCUGAGGUAGCCACAGAGCUUCCCAAGAAGACGGAAGUAGUGAUAUACCAUGGCAUGUCAGCACUGCAGAAAAAAUACUACAAGGCCAUUUUGAUGAAAGACCUAGACGCGUUUGAAAAUGAGAUGGCAAAGAAAGUUAAACUUCAGAAUGUCUUGUCCCAGCUUCGAAAGUGUGUGGAUCACCCAUAUUUAUUUGAUGGUGUGGAACCAGAGCCUUUUGAAAUUGGAGAUCACCUGAUUGAGGCCAGUGGGAAACUUCACCUGCUGGAUAAGCUGCUGGCAUUCCUGUAUUCCAAGGGCCAUCGAGUUUUACUUUUCUCCCAAAUGACCCAGAUGUUGGAUAUUCUCCAAGACUACAUGGAUUAUAGAGGCUACAGCUAUGAGCGUGUGGAUGGCUCUGUGAGAGGAGAAGAGAGACACCUGGCCAUCAAGAACUUUGGACAGCAGCCCAUCUUUAUUUUUCUCCUGAGUACCAGGGCAGGUGGAGUUGGCAUGAACUUAACGGCGGCAGAUACCGUUAUUUUUGUUGACAGUGAUUUCAAUCCUCAGAAUGACUUGCAAGCAGCUGCCAGGGCUCACCGAAUUGGCCAGAACAAGUCCGUUAAAGUCAUUCGGCUGAUUGGCCGAGACACUGUGGAAGAAAUAGUCUGUAGGAAAGCAGCCUCCAAGCUGCAGCUCACCAGCACGAUCACAGAAGGGGGCCAUUUUACUCUGGGAGCCCAGAAACCUGCUGCGGAUGCUGACCUCCAGUUGAGUGAGAUACUCAAAUUCGGUUUGGAUAAACUGCUGUCCUCUGAGGGGAGCACCAUGGAUGAAAUAGACCUGGAGUCUAUCCUGGGAGAAACAAAAGAUGGCCAGUGGAUCUCUGGUGCCCUGCCGACAGCAGAAGAAAGAAGCAGAGAACAAGAGGAAGGAAAAAACCACAUGUACUUAUUUGAAGGUAAAGAUUAUUCUAAGGAGCCUAGUAAAGAAGACAGAAAAUCAUUUGAGCAACUGGUGAAUCUUGAGAAAACCCUUUUGCAGAAGACUAGUCAAGAGGGCCGGUUACUCCGAAAUAAAGGCAGUGUUCUCAUCCCAGGCCUUGUGGAGGGGUCUACCAAAAGGAAGCGGAUUCUGAGCCCAGAAGAGCUGGAGGACAGGAGGAAGAAAAGACAAGAAGCAGCAGCCAAGAGAAAGAAACUAUUAGAGGAGAAGAAGAGGAAAAAGGAAGAAGCAGAACAUAAGAAAAAGAUGGCCUGGUGGGAGUCCAACGAUUACCAGUCCUUCUGCCUGCCUUCCGAGGAGAGCGAACCAGAGGACCUGGAGGACUGGGAAGAUGAGCGCUCUGCCCAACUGGAUUAUGAGGACCCAGACUCGACCUCCAUCAAGUAUGUAAGCGGUGAUGUCACCCACCCACAGGCUGGGGCGGAGGAUGCUGUCAUCGUGCACUGCGUAGAUGACUCUGGCCGCUGGGGCAGAGGUGGUUUAUUCACAGCUCUGGAAAAAAGAUCUGCUGAGCCAAGAAAAAUAUAUGAGCUGGCUGGGAAAAUGAAAGAUUUGAGUUUGGGAGGUGUCCUUUUAUUUCCUAUUGAUGAUAAAGAGUCAAGAAACAAAGGGCAAGAUUUGUUGGCCUUGAUUGUGGCCCAGCACCGUGAUCGCGCCAAUGUCCUGUCUGGCAUUAAGAUGGCAGCCCUAGACGAGGGCCUGAAGAAGAUAUUUUUAGCAGCAAAGAAAAAGAAAGCAAGUGUCCAUCUUCCACGCAUUGGACAUGCCACGAAAGGUUUUAACUGGUAUGGUACUGAGCGACUUAUUCGGAAACACUUGGCCUCAAGAGGCAUCCCAACUUACAUCUACUACUUUCCUAGAAGCAAGGCUGCCAUCCUUCAUCCACAGGCCUCAUCUUCCUCCUUAGGACAGCUGGUGCCUUAACAAUCGGCUCAGCAUCAGAUCCAGCCUUCAGCAGCCAGCUGAGAUGUUUGCUCAAAGCUACUGUAAUUGAAUAUUUCAAAAAGGAAUCAGGAUCUGGUGGGCCUCUGAGCUACUCUGUUUUCUGAAUUCUAAUUUUGUUCUCCUGGAUGUGCUACUGAUGUGGUACGUGUAAUACAGGGAUGCACGAGAUAGUUGGGAAAAUCCUUUGGCAGCUUGCCAGGGCCCCAGUUUGCACAGCUAUUUGCCUAAUAAUAAAUACAUUUUCUAUCUCUAA